GUUCCCUCCUCACGCUGCAGGAUGCGAUGGCUCUCGGUGCUGAGGAUCUUCCCGACGCGUCGCCCGUUUUGAAGCUGCUGCCGUUGGAGGCGAAAGACAGAGGCACUCAGCGCUGUCGCCUGGGCCCGGCCGCCUUGCGCGCCUUGGGCGCGCGCCUGGGCUCCGUGGUGAAGGUGUCGCUGCCCGGGGGCGGCUCCUGCCUGUGCAGCGCCUGGCCCCUGUGGGGCGGCGCCGACGGCUUCGUGCAGCUGGACGCGCGCUGCUCGAGCCCGGGCGCCCGCCUGGAGGCGCCCCACGGCCCCGACACGCUCAGCCUGCGCUGCUUCCAGGCCGUCGCCUGCCCGCCGCUCCGGCGCCUCAGCGUGUGGCCCGAGUGGCGGGAAGGCCGCGCGCCCCCCGGCGGCCCCGCUUCCCCGGCGGCCCUGGAGGCGGCGCGGGCGCUGCUGAGCCUCCGCCCCGUCGGCCUCGGCCUGGUGCUCGCGGCCCCUCCCGACGCCCCGGGCCCCCUGGCGGCCCUGCACGUCGUCGGCGGCGCCCCGCGCCCCGACCCGGCCGGCCUCGUGACGCCGCGCACCGUCGUAGCCUUCAGCCCCGCGCCGCCCGCGAGCCCCGCGCCGAGCCUCGACCUGCCCCUGGGCGGCCUGGCCGACGCGGCCCGCGCGCUGCGGGACCUGCUGCUCCUGCCCCUGCGCUACCCGCGCACGCUGGCCUCCCUGGGCCUCGCCGUGCCUCGCGGGGUGCUGCUCUCGGGCCCCCCCGGCGUCGGCAAGACGCGCCUGGUGCGGGCCGUGGCGCGGGAGACGGGCGCCGAGCUGCUGGCCGUGAGCGCCCCGUCGCUGCAGGGCUCCCGGCCCGGGGAGACGGAGGAGAACGUGAGGCGCGCCUUCCUGCGGGCCGAGGAGCUGGCCCGGCGGCGCCCCACCGUGCUCUUCCUGGACGAGGUGGACGCCUUGUGUCCCCGGCGUGGCGGCGCCCACCGCGCCCCCGAGACCCGCGCGGUGGCCCAAGUGUUGACGCUGAUGGACGGCAUCGGGGGGCCCCGCCGGCUGGUGGUCGUGGGAGCCACGAACCGGCCCGACGCGCUCGACCCGGCGCUGCGCAGGCCCGGGAGGUUUGACCGGGAGGUUGUCAUUGGGACUCCCACGCUUAAACAACGGAAGGAGAUUCUACAAGUGGUCACCUCCAAGAUGCCUCUCUCCAAUGAAGUUGAUUUGAGCCUCAUUGCAGAAAUGGCCGUUGGCUUUGUUGGUGCAGACCUCUCUGCACUCUGCAGGGAGGUUGCCAUGAAUGCACUACAUCGGAGUGAGAAGGACAAUGCUAUGAUUGAUCAAACAGACUUCCUUGAAGCUUUUAAAAAGAUUCAACCCUCAUCGUUUCGAAGUAUCAUUGGACUGACAGAUGUCAACCCUAUUGACUGGGAGCAGAUUGGUGGCCUUGAAGAUGUCAAACUGAAGUUAAAACAGAGCGUCGAAUGGCCUCUUAAAUUCCCGCAAGAAUUUGUUAGGAUGGGUCUGACACAACCAAAAGGAAUCCUCCUGUAUGGCCCCCCUGGAUGUGCUAAAACCACCUUGGUGAGAGCCCUGGCCACAAGCUGUCACUGCUCUUUCGUUUCAGUGAGUGGAGCUGAUCUCUUUUCACCUUUUGUUGGAGAUUCAGAAAGAGCCUUAUCUCAGGUAUUUCAACAAGCAAGAGCAAAUACUCCAGCAAUUGUAUUUUUGGAUGAAAUCGAUUCGAUAGUGGGGUCUCGGUCAAUCAGCAAAACAAAAUGCGGCGUUCAAGAGCGUGUUCUUUCUGUUCUCUUGAAUGAAUUAGAUGGUAUUGGAUUUAAGACUACUGAGAGAAGAGGAAAUAAAUCAGAUCAAUCAGGUAAGGUAAGGGAGCUGAUGAAAAAUUCCUCCUUAGAGUCUCAGGAGCUAUUUCAUCGAAAUGUCAUGGUUGUUGCAGCAACAAAUAGACCUGAGAUGAUAGAUGAUGCUUUGCUGCGACCUGGGAGGAUAGAUAAGGUUAUAUAUAUUCCACCUCCCGAUGAAAAGGGCCGGCUAUCCAUUUUAAAAAUCUGCACCAAAAACAUGCCUCUGGACUUUGAUGUGUCUUUGGAGAAACUGGCGGAAGAAACCUUAUUAUUCUCUGGAGCUGAUCUUGGAAACUUCUGCAAAGAAGCCGCUUUGCUGGCUCUGCAAGAAAAUGGACUAGAGGCAACCAACGUGAAACAGGAGCACUUUCAAAAAUCACUGACGAUUGUAAAGCCAUCCUUAUGUCACAAAGACUUGAUUUUGUAUGAAAAAUUAUUUCAGAGGCAAGAAUUUUCUAAUUUAAAGCAGAUUUAAAAAUUACUUUGCAUAUUUGCUUAAGGACGCAUUGAAAUGUGAACUUGUACUGUAAUUUGGAUCUUCAUAUUUUUUGUAUGUAUGUAUGUAUGUAUUUUCUGUAAAUUAAAAGAUAUUUUUUAAUUU
Messenger RNA from Suncus etruscus (white-toothed pygmy shrew), 2453 nucleotides. RefSeq names its product spermatogenesis associated 5 like 1 (gene AFG2B). The transcript is spliced from 8 exons. The coding region runs from base 27 to 2327 and encodes 766 amino acids. Lineage: Eukaryota; Metazoa; Chordata; Mammalia; Eulipotyphla; Soricidae. The record is from RefSeq and is a predicted model, not a curated record. Gene Ontology annotation, molecular function: ATP binding; ATP hydrolysis activity.